AGAGAACCGAAACAAACAAGGGGAAGAAAAUAACAGCAAAAAGUAGCAGCUCCACGGAGCUUAUCUCGGCAUCAGAGUCCCUCUGAUUAGCUUCAACCCAGAGAGUAACUCCAAUGGGGGAGGAAGAAAAGAAACCAGAGGAGAAAAUACCUGAGACAGAAGAAAAGAAGAAAGAAGAAAAGCCAGAAGAAGCCAAACCAGCGGAGAAACCGGAAGAACCGAAAGAAUCCAAAACCGAAGCUGCUCCACCACCGCCACCGCCAGAGAUUGUGCUCAAAGUGUUCAUGCAUUGCGAAGGUUGCGCUCGCAAGGUUCGUCGCUCCCUCAAACGAUUCCCAGGAGUUGAAGAUGUCGUCACUGAUUGCAAAUCUCACAAGGUUGUUGUUAAGGGUGAAAAAGCGGAUCCAUUGAAGGUUUUGGAGAGAGUACAGAGGAAGAGUCACAGACAGGUUGAGCUUCUUUCUCCGAUCCCCAAACCUCCCGAGGAGAACAAAGCCCAAGAAGAAGAGAAGCCCAAGCCCAAGCCCGAACCCGAAGAGAAGAAAGAAGAGCCUCAGAUUGUGACGGUUCUGAAAGUUCACAUGCAUUGCGAAGCUUGCGCCCAGGAAAUCAAGAGACGCAUACAGAGAAUGAAGGGAGUGGAAUCAGCAGAACCGGAUCUGAAGAACUCGGAAGUGAGCGUGAAGGGCGCGUACGAUCCUGCGAUGUUGGUUCAAUACGUGUACAAGCGAACUGGGAAACAGGCAAUGAUAGUGAAGCAAGAGGCGGAGAAGAAAGAGAAAGUGGAAGAAGCGAAAGAAGGGAAAGAAGAGGAAGGUGAGAAAGAGAAGAAGGGUGGUGAAGAGGAGGAAAAGAAAGAGAAGAAAGAAGAAGAAGAAGGAGGAGGAGGAAAAGGAGAAGGGAAAGUAGAGGAAGAGGCAGCACCUGGUGAAGAGAACAACAAGGUUGGAGAGGUGAAGAUAAACGAAUACUUCUAUAACCCGCCGAGGUAUGGGAUGGAGGUGUAUGCAUGCCCAGCAUCAGUAGUGUACCCUGCUGCAUAUUACCAACAGUACCCACCGCAGAUGUUCAGCGAUGAGAACCCAAAUGCUUGCAGUGUGAUGUAAAAAGGGAGGAAUGUGAGGGGUAAUGUGGGGAUUGGAUUAGGGAUAACUGUGAAGUUUGGGUGGGCAAUGCCCUUUCCUAGCUCCGUUACUUGUGCCCACUGUACUAUUUCUGUUUAAAAGUACAAGUAUAAUCGACGCAUAAGC
This is a messenger RNA of Abrus precatorius (Indian licorice), 1250 nucleotides long. Its product is annotated as heavy metal-associated isoprenylated plant protein 7. The transcript has 5 exons. Bases 114 to 1106 code for a protein of 330 amino acids. Gene Ontology annotation, molecular function: metal ion binding. The record is from RefSeq and is a predicted model, not a curated record. Lineage: Eukaryota; Viridiplantae; Streptophyta; Magnoliopsida; Fabales; Fabaceae.